Molecule: messenger RNA, 1494 nt
Organism: Fusarium sp. VM40
Lineage: Eukaryota; Fungi; Ascomycota; Sordariomycetes; Hypocreales; Nectriaceae
Source: the annotation of a GenBank genome assembly
AUGCCUUCGUACUCAAGCGACGAUAUCAUGGCGGACUGGCGUUACGCCGUGGAGCAAGACUUCACUACUUCUGCCGGAGAGCCAUACCCGUAUGCCAACAAUGGCAAGUUGCAAUGGGGCAAUGAACUCAACAAGAUUACCUUCAAGAACCAGCCCCAGCCCCAGCCCCAGCUUGGUUGCGUGAGCCAUGAUGGCAGUCGCUUGGCUUUUGCGGUAGAUCGCAAUAUUCAUAUUGUCGAUACCCAAACCUGGGAGACUCUCACUGUUCUCAAAGGUCAUACGUCCGGAAUUAAUGCUUUGGCUUUCAGGCCCAACGAUGCCCGUACCCUCAUAUCCUGUGAGAAGCCCAUGUACGAUAGACAUAGGCUUGGAAAGGAACCCACUAUUAUUCUGUGGAAUAUUGAAGAAGAGCAAGAAAAGAUCAGUCUGGUGGACGAUCAGCUGAGCAGUAUUUCGCAGGCCGCAGCAUCUGUCGUUGGUGACAAGUUGGCAGAGCUUGGUGUCUAUCUAGAUCAUGCCAAGAUCCAGAAUCUGGCGGCGGUCUUCGAACCAGCUGUCGACCGCCUUGUUGCCGAGCACAUAGCAGCUGGUAAACCCACAGUACAGGGCAAGCUCAUUUUUAGCCACGAAUCACAGAUAUUUAGCCCGUCUGGACAGUACAUCGCCUACAUUCCUGGAAAGCCGCCUCGCUCAAACCGCGACGACCCUUGGGAUAUCACGAUUCUAUCCGUGGACGAGUUUAAAGAAGUUAUCACCCUCAAGGGCCACACCGAUGCUAUGAUGUGGCUCGGGUGGAACUCUGACGAAUCACUCUUUGCCUCAGUGUCAUGGGAUGGUACAAUCCGCAUCUGGGACCCAAAGACAGGCGAUCAGAAGCAUCUUUUCAGAACCGACCACCAGAACUGGACAGGUGGUUUUAGUCCAGACUCGAAAUAUUUUGCAACAGUAGAUGGCGAUGCCAACGUGAGGAUCUACUCAAUUGUUUCUGGCGGGAAACUGCACUGGACGUACGACGGACAGCGAACAGACUACUGGAGACGAACUAUCAGCUGGCAUCCGAACAGCCAGUGGCUCGCGGUAGGAGGGGAGAAGAGCGGCGAGUUGCUUCUUCUGGACAUCGAGGAGAAGAAAGUGCUUCAGAAAAGGCUCUUGUCUGCCGAUGCUAGCACAAGCAAAGACGAGGUUCAGGACAUGAUGAAGGGGUUUGUAGGCACGUAUAAAGUGAAAUUUGUCGACGGUGGGAACAAACUUGCAGUCUGGACUUUUGGAGAUGAUAGUAUCGAGGUCUAUGAUAUCAAUCAGCAGGUAAAGUGGAGGUUCGCCAGGGGUGGAACGGAAGAUGGGCCAGAAGCCGACAAAUGGAGAGAUGACGAGGGCAAGGUCACCAGUCAACGAGGCUAUAGUAUGUUGACUUGGGAGAAUCACACAAAGGGUGUGCUGCAGCUGGCGAGUCUCGACUUUGACGGUGCUCGAAUCUGGGAGAUCCAGCUUUAA